AGCCACAGCAGGCCUCUUCCUCUGCAAUAUGAGGCUCAAGAACUGCAUUGGCAUCUUCUCUCCGUAUGUGAAAACUGGAUCGGGUCAGAAGGCUGAAGGUGUUUCUAGAUACUUUAUUUGACUCAGAACUGGAGCGUACUUUCGUAGUAAUAGCUGUGUCAGAAAGAGCAUUAACUGUUGUCUUUGCUGCUACUGUUUGCUUCUUCAUGAACAAAUUGCUGUCUAAUAUUAAAAUUUAGGAUUUCGCCAUUUACCAUAAACAGUUAUUUCUUCCUUCAGGAGGCCAAAAAUGGCGUUCAAAGUGAACCCGGAAGCUUGUAACCUUUUGUGAGUCUACCCAUCACAAGCAUAUUAUAAGAUGGGGAAGUCUAUGAUCCAUGUAAGGUACCGGAAGGAGUGUAUUUCCUGUCCGUCGCUAUCCUUCGAUCACUUCCGGUGUGGUGUCCGCGCCCAGCAAUGGUAGUGGCAGCCGUAGCAGCGAUGGCGCUCGCUGAGUAAAGAAAUGCGUUGUGAGCACUGCUAUUUCUGCUAGUCUGCAUUCCUGCCGUCGCCAGUGGGCCUACCGCGCGGCAGCGUGGGGGGAAAGACUCUGACGACUCGUUCUCGUUGGUCGGCUGGCUUCUGCCGUUGUAACGAUGGCGCCGGUGCAGCUGGAAAGCCACCAGCUGGUACCCGCCGGAGGUGGGCCCACCUCGGCCCCGGCUCCACCGCCUCCAGGAACAGCGGCAACAGCCACCAGUCCCGGCUACCGACUCAGUACUCUCAUCGAUUUUCUGUUACAUCGCACUUAUGCGGAGCUCACCGUUUUGGCCGACCUAUUGCCAAGAAAAACAGAUAUGGAAAGAAAAAUAGAAAUAGUUCAGUUUGCAAGUCGCACGCGGCAGCUGUUUGUCCGAUUGUUAGCCUUGGUAAAAUGGGCAAAUAAUGCUGGAAAGGUGGAAAAAUGUGCGAUGAUAUCUAGUUUUCUUGAUCAACAAGCUAUUCUGUUCGUUGACACUGCUGAUCGUUUAGCAUCACUAGCCAGAGAUGCUUUGGUUCAUGCUCGGCUGCCCAGCUUUGCCAUUCCAUAUGCUAUUGAUGUACUGACAACUGGGUCAUAUCCAAGGCUGCCAACAUGUAUACGGGAUAAAAUAAUUCCUCCCGACCCAAUAACAAAAACUGAGAAACAAACAACACUGCAUCAAUUAAACCAGAUUCUUCGUCACCGGCUGGUGACAACAGAUCUUCCUCCACAGUUGGCAAAUCUUACAAUUGCUAAUGGUCGCGUAAAGUUUCGUGUUGAAGGGGAAUUUGAGGCUACUUUAACAGUGAUGGGAGAUGAUCCUGAUAUCCCAUGGCGUCUUCUCAAACUGGAAAUUCUCGUUGAGGACAAAGAGACUGGAGAUGGACGAGCUUUAGUUCAUAGUAUGCAGAUAAGUUUUAUCCAUCAGUUGGUCCAGUCUCGGCUCUUUGCUGAUGAGAAACCUCUGCAAGACAUGUACAACUGUCUACACUCCUUCUGCUUGUCGCUGCAGUUGGAAGUUUUACAUUCACAGACUUUAAUGCUGAUUCGAGAGCGCUGGGGUGAUCUUGUGCAAGUAGAGCGGUAUAAUGCAGGCAAAUGUCUCUCUCUCUCCGUCUGGAAUCAACAGGUGGUUGGGCGAAAAACAGGGACUGCAUCCCUUCAUAAGGUCACCAUUAAGAUAGAUGAGAAUGAUGUGUCUAAACCUUUGCAAAUUUCUCAUGAACCUCCCCUUCCAGCCUGUGAUUCCAAAUUAAUUGAAAGAGCUAUGAAGAUAGACCACCUAUCGGUAGAGAAGCUUCUGAUAGACAGUGUCCAUGCAAGAGCUCAUCAGAAACUCCAGGAACUGAAAGCCAUUCUUAAGAAUUAUAAUGUCAAUGACAAUUCUUUUAUAGAAACGGCUCUCCCCACCCUUGUCAUCCCAAUUCUGGAGCCAUGUGGUCGUUCUGAAUGUCUACACAUUUUUGUAGACCUUCAUUCUGGAGUGUUUCAAUUAAUGCUUUAUGGAAUUGUUCCUCAGGCACAUACAUCUGCCACAUCCGGUCUGCAGCUGUCUCCUGAUUUCCUCUCCCAACUUCAAGCCAUGCUGGCAUGUUUCACCCAAAUGCAGUCACUACCACAAGUUCCUGCCAUACCUCCACUUAACAUGGUCCAACGUGCGUGCCAUGAAGCUCAUUCUUCUGGAUCACCAGAUCGCUUUGAUGUAGCCAGAGGCAGAUGUUCGGACGAAACAUCGUAUGCGGAGGAGUCAACUUUCACUGACCAUGUUGAAGGAGACGACUGGAGCGACUAUUCAGAUCAUGAGGAGGAUACAUCGUAUCGCUUGUUUAAUACCUCAGAUUAUCAGCCACUAGCACGCAGGGUAGUCAAUACCCUUGGUCUCCAGACUGCGCCUUCAACUUCGCCCGCCCCAGCUAUCAAAGGGGCCAAGGUCCUCAAAUCCCCUGCACCGACUGAGCACUACAUCCCGGUGCCGGACCUAAUUGCCAAAUUAGCCUCUGAAGAAUGGGCCCAUCCACUCAAAGCUCGACGCUUCAAGAACCUGGCUGACAGACUUUACGCCCUAGCCCCGGACUUUGCCACCAAGUUAGAUGUCCCUGGCAUAGAUGAACCAAUCGCUCGCCUCGUUUCACGAUCGCUUUUGCCCAGGGAAGGGGAAUCCCACCUAAAAGACACUACUGAGCGACAAAUAGACUUUGCCCUCCGCAAGAAUCACGAGGCCGCUACCCUAGCCAUGCGUGCCUCCGCUUCAGCCUCCAUCUUCUCCAGAGCAUCUAUGAUGUGGCUGGAUGACCUUCUAGAGGAUUCUAACCCUGAUCCUGUCACCCUCAGAAGAGCACUAUUGAAAUUGCGUAAGACAGCAGCCUUUGUGGCCGAUGCCACUUUGGAUGCCACUCAAUUAGGGGCACGAGCCAUGACGGCUCAAAUAGUCGCUCGUCGCACCCUCUGGCUUCGCCACUGGCAAGCUGAUUCAGCGGCCAGAUUGAAUCUGUCCAGGGCUCCUUACUCCGGAUCUCUACUCUUCGGCGAGGAAGCUCUAAAGGCAGUGCUGGUUGAUCCAAAAGACGCCCACAAACCGGUUCUGGCCACAGUCAAGAACAGCGACCACAGGCCUUUCAGGCGAUUUCCUUCAUUCCGUUCUAACCAGCCCUUUCGAGGAACGCGGCCAGGAGGACGAGGCCGCGACUUCAGACCCUAUGACCCCAACGCAUUCAGGGGCUCCUGGAACCGACGCUUCCAGGGCAGAGGCCUACGGCUGGCUUGUCAACUUCGACAAAAGCCAUCUCCAACCAACCCAACGCCUACUACAUCUAGGGGCAAUGUUGGACACCCUGCAGGCAAUGGUUUUCUUGGCUCCAGAUUGCAUCACUGCCAUCACAAGCAUCGCAAGGUCCCUGAUGCAACAAACAUCCGCAGACGUCAUGCUUCUCGCCAGAGCACUCGGGAUGUUCAUAUCUACAAUCCACAUUGUGCCAUGGGCUCGAGCCCACACUCGGCCCCUUCAAUGGAUUCUGUUGCCUUUUCAAAAAGACAUUGCCAGCUCCAACCAUCGCAAAGUUCGCUUGAGCCCCGCACUGCGCCUCUCCUUCCGCUGGUGGACCAAGGUUCAACACCUCUCCAAGGGCACGUCGUUCAGAGAACCCCGCAGAACCGUUGUAACCACAGAUGCCAGCCUCAUAGGUUGGGGAGCCCACUGCAACUCCCAGUACGUUCAGGGGGUUUGGUCCAACACAGAGCAAUCCCAAAGCAUCAACUGGCUGGAACUAAAGGCUGUCCACUUAGCCCUAUGUCAUUUUCAGUCUCUGUUCCCUUUGCAUCAUGUGCUCAUUCAAACAGACAACACGUGUAUAAAAUCACAUUUGAACAGACAGGGGGGCACCAGGUCUCGUCCUCUGCAGGACUUAGCCUCCCUCAUCUUUGUCUGGGCAGAACAACAUCUACAAUCCCUGAAAGCAGAGCACCUCAGAGGGAUUUGGAAUGUGACAGCAGACUGGCUCAGCAGACAACAGGUCUUUCCGGGAGAAUGGAAACUUCAUCCAGCCAUUUUCCAUCGUCUCCAGUGUCGGUUCGGCGCCCUCUCAGUCAACCUGUUUGCUUCCAGUCGCAAUUGCCAGCUUCCCAGGUACUUUGCCCGAUACCUGGACUCAACAGCAGAAGCAGUGGAUGCUCUGACAACACCGUGGCCAAACGGUCUAUUGUACGCCUUUCCUCCCAUACCAUUGUUAGCCAAAACCUUGAGGAAGGCGCGAACCGAAAGGGCACAGCUGGUUCUGAUAGCACCAUUUUGGCCACGCCGACCGUGGUUUUCAGAUCUUCUGGCAAUGUCAAUGAUGGAUCCUUGGACACUUCCAGUAAGGCCAGACCUUUUAUCCCAGGGUCCAGUACUGCACCAGGACCCUACUUGGUUCAAUCUAACAGCGUGGCGUUUGAACGGGGACAUUUGAGGUCAGCUGGACUGUCUGACGCUGUGAUUGAUAUUAUUUUGGCCUCGAGAAGACCAUCUACCACCCGUAUUUAUCAACAUACCUGGGUGGCUUUCUCCAAGUGGUGUCAGUCCCACCACCAUGAUCCAUCCCAGGCCACUGUGCAUCAGGUGCUCCAAUUUCUCCAUAGCGGCUUUAUGAUGGGACUUCGACCCAACACCCUACGUCGACAUGCGUCCACUCUGUCGUCCAUUCUCUCAGUGUCCUCCCCUGGAGAUCAUAUUUCCUCACAUCCGUUCAUCAAACGUUUUUUGAGGGGAGUCGCCCUACGCUCUCCGGCUGUUGUCCAUCGGUUUCCCUCAUGGAGUUUGCCGAAGGUUCUGCAGGCUUUGCAACGUCCUCCGUUUGAACCCAUCAGGACUGUGCCUCUUCGUAUACUGUCCUUCAAGGUCUUGUUCCUGAUCGCAAUCACAUCUGCUAGACGAGUUUCGGAGUUGGGCGCAUUGUCUUCCGUUCGCCAUCUCUGCGUCUUCCAUAAGGACUCUGUUGUACUGAAAACUGAUCCUUCCUUCCGUCCCAAGGUUGAUUCAGUGUUGCAUUGCAACCAGGACAUUGUUUUGCCUUCCUUUUGCCCGAAUCCUACCCAUCCUCUCGAGAAGGCUUGGCAUUCGUUGGAUGUCCGGAGGGCUCUCAAGACCUACCUGUCUAGGACCCAGGAUAUACGGCGAACUGAGUCUCUGUUUGUAUCCUUUCAUCCAAGGUCUGUGGGGCAUAAAGUUUCCAAUCCUACCUUAUCCCGUUGGUUAAGGGCAUGUAUUACUUUAGCAUAUGAGUCUCUGAAGCUGUCAGUUCCAGCUAGUAUAACGGCUCAUUCUACCAGGUCAGCUGCCACUUCGGCUGCUUUUGCCACUAAUGCUCCUGUUGCCGAUAUUUGUAGGGCUGCAGUCUGGUCUACCCCACACUCGUUUAUAAGGCAUUAUAAAAUGGAUCGCUAUGCCUCUGCUGACGUUUCUUUUGGCAGACGAGUGUUGCAACAGGUUCUUAAUGACGAUUAACACGUGGGUGGUCCCUCCCUGUUUGGGCUGCUGGGGUACAUCCCGUUGUGAUGGCCGGACUCAUAGGGAAAAUGGACCAUUGGUCUCACCUGAAGGGUGAUUUUCCUAUGAGGACGGACAUCACGACCCUCCCAGUUGGAGGAUGACUAUAUAUUUUCUAAUGUGUUCUAUAUUACUGUUACGCUAUUAUAUUUAAAUUUAAAAGUGAAGUCAAGACUUCUAGUUCUGUUAUACCGCUAUGUUGGAGUCAUGUUACUGUGCAUGGUACUAUUGUGUUAUUUUCCUGCUGCCAGGCCUGUUGGCCUUGUUCUUGUAUUUUUAGAUAUCUCUCCUUAGACUCGCUGCGAAUGAACUGGAGAGUGGGAGGGGCCUGAC
Molecule: messenger RNA, 5855 nt
Organism: Rhineura floridana
Lineage: Eukaryota; Metazoa; Chordata; Lepidosauria; Squamata; Rhineuridae
Gene: MED14
Product: mediator complex subunit 14
Exons: 13
Coding region: 636-5480 (1614 amino acids)
Biological process (GO): regulation of transcription by RNA polymerase II; DNA recombination; DNA integration
Cellular component (GO): mediator complex; core mediator complex
Molecular function (GO): DNA binding; transcription coregulator activity
Source: RefSeq, a predicted model, not a curated record